UAUGACGAUAGUUCACAGUUUUCUCUUCAAUGAUUCAUGGAAUGAUUAUUACAGACGCAGCAGAAAACAGGUUUUCUUUGACAGCCUGAUUUCCAUAUUUAUCAUCAACAUGGCGACACGACUUCCUGCUCAGCCGCUCUCACCUGUUGCUGACUCCUCAGCAGGCCAGGUGUGUCAGAACAGGAAUGCAGUCAGAUCUGCCUAAUGGUCACAUGGGCAGCAGCGAGGGCUGCUAUUGGCUGUCAUUCAGAGAAGGUCGGCUGCACCUGAAGGCCACCAGAGAUCCAGUCAGACUGAUUCCAGAGCUGCAGAGUGAUGGGUCAGGGCAGAUCCACCUGCCCUCAGGUGUUGAUCAUGGGUCUGGACUCUGCGGGGAAGUCCACCCUGUUGGCCCAGAUCCUGACCGGACAGACGGUCAACACCUCGCCGACCGUGGGCUUCAACGUGGGAACGCUGGAGCUGAACAAGCAGUCGUCUCUGACGUUGUGGGACAUUGGUGGACAGAAGAGCAUGAGACAAAACUGGCAGUACUACCUGGACGAGUGCAAGGCGUUGGUGUUCGUGGUGGACAGCACCGAUGCGGGUCGCAUGCCAGAGGCGCAGAAAGCUCUGAAGAGCAUCCUGAGCGACGAGAGGCUGCGGGGAGUUCCUCUGAUGGUUCUGGCCAACAAGAAGGAUCUGCCCAACAGCAUGACCAUACGGGAGGUGUCCAACAAGUUGAACCUGAACAGUUUCACAGACAGAGUGUGGGAGAUCCAGGCCUGCAGCGCCACCCAGGGGCUGGGGCUGCAACAGGCCUUCCUGACGGUCAACAAACUGAUCAAGAGGAGCUGAGAGGAAAUCCACAUCUACAGACAGAAAUUCGUUUAACCUCAGGAUUUUAUUUAUACAGAUUAAUAAAAGUUUUAGUGAUGA
This is a messenger RNA of Xiphophorus couchianus (Monterrey platyfish), 915 nucleotides long. RefSeq names its product ADP-ribosylation factor-like 11 (gene arl11). The transcript has 5 exons. Bases 316 to 834 code for a protein of 172 amino acids. The record is from RefSeq and is a predicted model, not a curated record. Gene Ontology annotation, molecular function: GTPase activity; GTP binding. Lineage: Eukaryota; Metazoa; Chordata; Actinopteri; Cyprinodontiformes; Poeciliidae.